CCGUGCCCGCCGGGGAGGCUCCCCCGCCCGGGGCCCGCCCCGGCCCCGCGCUGAGGCGGCGGCGGAGCGCGGCGGGGCCGCCCGGCCAUGGAGCGCUACGAGAAGCUGGGCAAGGUCGGGGAGGGCUCCUACGGCGUCGUCUUCAAGUGCCGCAACAAGGACACGGGGCAGAUUGUGGCCAUCAAGAAGUUCCUGGAGUCCGAGGAGGACCCGGUGAUCCGGAAGAUCGCCCUGAGGGAGAUCCGCAUGCUCAAGCAACUCAAGCACCCCAACCUGGUGAGGCUGCUGGAGGUGUUCCGGAGGAAGCGGCGGCUGCACCUGGUGUUCGAGUACUGCGAGCACACCGUGCUGCAGGAGCUGCACAAGCACCCCCGCGGGGUGCCAGAGUACCUGGUGAAGAGCAUAACCUGGCAGACCCUGCAGGCUGUGAACUUCUGCCAUAAACACAAUUGCAUCCACCGGGAUGUGAAGCCAGAGAACAUCCUGAUAACAAAGCACUCGGUCAUCAAGCUCUGUGACUUCGGAUUUGCUCGCAUACUGACUGGUCCCAGUGACUACUACACGGACUACGUGGCCACCAGGUGGUACCGCUGCCCGGAGCUGCUGGUGGGGGACACCCAGUACGGCCCCGCCGUGGACGUGUGGGCCAUCGGCUGCGUGUUCGCCGAGCUGCUCUCGGGGCUGCCCCUGUGGCCGGGCAGGUCGGACGCGGACCAGCUGUACCUGAUCCGCAGGACCCUGGGGGAUCUCAUUCCCAGGCACCAGCAAGUGUUCAGCACCAACCAGUUCUUCAGUGGGGUAAGAAUUCCAGACCCAGAGAGCAUGGAGCCAUUGGAAGUGAAAUUCCCCAAUGUUUCAUACUCUGCACUGGCUCUCAUGAAGGGCUGCCUUCGGAUGGACCCUGCGGAGAGGCAGAGCUGUGAGCAGCUGCUGCAGCACCCCUACUUUGACAGCUUCAGGGAGGCAGCAGAGCUGGGCAGAGAACACGAGAAGGGCGCUCGCAGGCCAGCCAGGCUGCCUCGGAAGCACAUGCCAGGGUUACAGCACCUGCCUCAGCUGACCUGCAGCAAAGUUCUCCCAGCUUUGGACAGCAAGAAGAACUGCUGCAAAACAAGGAAAUCAAAGUACCACUUCCCAAACAUCUGACCAGGUGGCAGAUGAAAAUUCAGUUCUUCAAAGUCAUCCAGGAUUUAUAGAUGGAGGAUACACAGUGGAAAACUCAAUUACUAAAAGUUAUGGCAUGCACAGAGUGAUCUGUCCUCUACUCUGGGUCACUGUUGGAGAGGAAGUGAUGCAGAAAGAACUCCAAGCUCAUCUUAGUGUUCUGUAUACAAAGGCAAAUGCAUUCUGUUUUAUUUCCUGAUUGCCUCCUGGUUCAGGAUUACCCCAACCCAGUGCUCACAGUAUGAAAUUUAAAACUCUGUCCCUGCAUUUCAGAUUGGCAGGAGAACUCCACCUUGCCACAUACACGGGUCCCUCCUGCUUCAGGCUGGGCUGAGCCCCUGCUGUGAAGGGCUGGCAGAUUGUGCUGCAGCCCAGGCUGGGAGGGCUCAGCUCCAGAGCUGCCCCGGGCUCCACAGGCACCAGGAGAACAGAGCAACAUCCCUGCUGUUUCUUUAGUCUUUCCAGAGCUUCUCCUGCAAGUUUCAUCCUUGAACUCUGCUUCUGACAAGAGUGAGGGCACUUGCUUGUAAUUACAAAAAUUAAUAACUAAUCAUGAAUAUAAUUUAUAACAAUGGCCAGACACAGGCAGGAAUUCUACCUAAGUGUUUGUAUUAGAACAACUGGGGUUCGUGGAAUCUCAGAAUAUAAUAUUGUAAUGGUUUUGAAUAAAAGAAAUGUAGCUUUUUUUUUCCAAUUUA
Passer domesticus (house sparrow) is the source of this 1862-nucleotide messenger RNA. It is a transcript of the gene CDKL1, whose product is annotated as cyclin dependent kinase like 1. The record is from RefSeq and is a predicted model, not a curated record. Lineage: Eukaryota; Metazoa; Chordata; Aves; Passeriformes; Passeridae. The transcript is spliced from 9 exons. Gene Ontology annotation, molecular function: ATP binding; protein serine/threonine kinase activity. Gene Ontology annotation, cellular component: nucleus. Bases 88 to 1146 code for a protein of 352 amino acids. Gene Ontology annotation, biological process: protein phosphorylation.